CUGAAGAACCUAUUGAGCCGCCUACUGAACCAACUCACAAUGCUGUUGAACCACCUAUUGAGCCUCCUAUUGAACCAACUUUGAAUGAUGCUGGACGAACUCAUAAUUCUUCUGAACCAACUGUAAAUGCUGCUGAUGGAGAUGAACCACUAGACCAUAAUGUUAAUGAAGAUGGAGUGCAAUCAGAUGUUGAGAGUAGUGAAUCAGAAGAAGAUGUUCUUCCAGAAGAAGAUGAUUCAGAUGUUGAUGAUGAAUUGAGAUCUCUAAGGGCUGAAAGGAGGAGUAAGAGGCAGGGUAAGCAGAGGAAAAAACCAAUUGCAAUAGAUGAGAUACCACUAGGAGAAGCAGGUAUUGACAGAGGAGUUGAGGAUAUUGGAAGAACUACUACCCAGUACACAAAUGUGAUACUUCAAACAAGAAUAAGUUGUGCACUUCAAAGUUUGUUGCAAAGAAAUUCAAAGAUGAAAUAACUAAGCAGCCCCACAUAAGGAUAUAGGAAAUACAGGAGUUGUGUAGGGACAAGCUAGGAUUGUAUGUUGGCAAGACAAUUUGUUAUAGGGCUAAACUGUGUGUUCUCAGAGAGUCCAUGGGUGAUUGGAAUAUGGAGUUUGCAAGGUUAUGUGAUUAUGCUGAUAUGAUAAAACAGACCAAUCCUGGUAGCUCAUGUUGGGUAAGGAUGGACAGUGAAACUGAGCUAGGAAAAAAUCUCUUUGUUUACUUUUAUGUGUGCUUUGAUGCAUUGAAGAAAGGUUGGUUAGAAGGAUGUAGGAGAAUCAUAGGUUUUGAUGGUUGUUUCUUAAAGGGUGCUUGUAAAGGUGAGCUUCUAGUUGCUGUUGGCAAGAAUGGAAAUCAGCAAAUGUUUCCUAUAGCAUGGGCAGUUGUGGACCAGGAGACAAAACAUAGCUGGAGUUUUUUCAUCAACUACUUGAAAAAUGAUUUGCAAUUGGGAACUGGAGAAGGAUUAACUGUGAUGGCAGAUAUACAAAAGGGAUUUGCUGCAGCUUUGAAUGAAGUUUUACCUAAUGCUGAAUUUAGGAUAUGUUUCAGGCAUAUAUGGUCUAAUUGGCAUAAGAAAUGGAAAGGCAAGGAAAGGAGAAAACAGUUUUGGAGGUGCUCUAAAUCUAGUUAUGAAGUUAAGUUUAAAGAGGAACUUGAGAAAAUGGACAAACUUGGUAAGGAUAUUUGUAGGGAUUUGUUAUAUUAUCCAAAAAAGUCAUGGGUUAGAGCUUAUUUUGAAGUGCAUUCCAAGUGUGAUGUUGUUGAAAAUAAUAUGUGUGAGACCUUUAAUUCAUGGAUUUUAGCUUCUAGGCAUAAAUCAAUUAUAACUAUGUUGGAGGAGAUUAGAAGGAAAAUAAUGACUAGGCAAGUGGAUUUGUUGAAAUUUGCUGAUACUUUGAUAUCUGAUAUAUCACCUAUGGCAAGGCUAUUGUUAGAGGAUAGCAAAGACCUUGCUAGAAAAUGUAUUGUCCUUUGGAAUGCUGAUGUUGGAUUUGAGAUUGGAGAAGGGCUGCAUAAACAUGUAGUUAAUCUGACUGAUAAGGUUUGCACUUCUAGAGCUUGGCAGUUGAGGGGUAUUCCAUGUCAACAUGUUGUUCUUGCAUACUAUCACAUAAACAAAGAACCUGAACAGGCAGUAGAGCAUUGGUAUAAGAGGGAUACCUUCUUAAAAGCAUACAAGUAUUCCAUCCAGCCUAUGACAAAUAUGAAGAUGUGGCCAGAAACCAACAAUCCUAAGAUAGAGCCUCCCAAACCUAAACCCAUGCCUGGUAGACCUUAGAGGAACAGAAGAAAAGGCAAAGAUGAACCAAAAAAGAAAUAUGGAAAGUUGUCCAAGUGUGGAGUGAAAAUGACAUGUUCCAAGUGCCAUCAAAAAGGACAUAACAAAAGAUAUUGUAAGGCUGAAAAUUGGAUGCCUUCACAUCAAGGUAGCCAAAGCUCACAAGGUGCUAGCCAACCUGAUGCAGCUGGAAGCUCAAGCCAACCUACAAACUCUAUGUGCUUUGAUACAACAAGGGUUAGAAGGGUUAAUGAAGCUAGAAGCUCAAGCCAACCAACACCAAGUUCAACAGAUUCGAGCAGGCCUGCUAGAAGAGGAUUAGGUAGUCAACUUCCUCCAAAGGGUAAAGCAACUACCAGCUAAAAGAGAGGAAGGGGUGCAAGUAAAGAAGAUGCUGAAAAAGGAGCACAAAAAAGGUCCAAAAAUGUUGGAUUUGGCGUCUACACAGCUGCAAGUGAAACUCAAAUAUUAAAGCCCGGAACAUCAAGCCAACGACUUAUGGUAAGUGGUUCAACUUAUAAGAGUGCAGCUCUAACAGGAAUUGACCUUGGUUUUAAGGCUAGAGGCUUGAGGUGGAAGGGUUAAGAUGCUGUCACAACUUCCCAGUUGCAGCAGAUGAAGGCAAACUUCAGCAAGAAGUAGUAUCUUAGGAACUUAUUUUUUCUAUAUGUUAUGUAGCAACAACCUAUUAUAUUUUGGGAUCUAGUUUUUGAAGGAACUAAACUUUAAGUU
Messenger RNA from Nicotiana tabacum (common tobacco), 2509 nucleotides. RefSeq lists its product as uncharacterized. Lineage: Eukaryota; Viridiplantae; Streptophyta; Magnoliopsida; Solanales; Solanaceae. Gene Ontology annotation, biological process: DNA transposition. The record is from RefSeq and is a predicted model, not a curated record. Gene Ontology annotation, molecular function: transposase activity; DNA binding; zinc ion binding.